CGUCGCAACGCCCGCCGCGCUUCGGAAUUCGAAUCCCUGUCGAGAGAGAGCCGUUGCCAACCCCCGCGCCUCUCUCAAGGCUUCUAUACUCUCUCUCACUCUCUCCCGCCUUCUACUACACUCUCCCUCUUUAGUGUGUGUGUGUGUGUGUGUGUCAUUCUCCUGCUCUCUGUGACUUUCUGUUAUUGUGCGUCGGAUCGGUGGAUGCUUGGCUGCAUUGUUUCGUACUCUAUUCUGGAGGGGUUUUGUAAGUGUUGUCGCGUUGGAGUGGGUGGUUGGACUGUAAGGAGCUAGCGUUUUAGAGCUACAGUGCGGUUUGCUGUGUGAGUGAGUGAGUGAGUGAGUGCGUGAGUGAGGAUGUCUGUUUCUGGUAUGGACAACUAUGAGAAGCUGGAGAAGGUAGGAGAGGGGACUUACGGAAAGGUGUAUAAGGCCCGUGAUAAACGCUCCGGGCAGCUGGUGGCGCUCAAGAAGACUAGGUUGGAGAUGGAGGAAGAAGGCGUCCCUUCCACCGCUUUGCGCGAAGUUUCGUUGCUACAAAUGCUCUCCCACAGCAUGUAUAUCGUCAGGCUACUUUGCGUGGAGCACGUCGAGAAAGGCGGCAAGCCCAUGCUCUACUUGGUCUUUGAAUAUAUGGACACUGAUCUUAAGAAGUAUAUUGACUUGCACGGUCGUGGUCCGAGCGGGAAGCCUCUGCCUCCCAAAGUGGUCCAGAGUUUCAUGUAUCAAUUGUGCACAGGGCUUGCCCACUGUCAUGGCCACGGAGUAAUGCACAGGGAUCUGAAACCCCAGAAUUUGCUCGUCGACAAGCAAACCCGUCGUCUUAAGAUUGCCGACCUUGGUCUCGGUCGGGCAUUCACAGUGCCAAUGAAGAGUUACACACACGAGAUUGUUACUCUAUGGUACCGAGCUCCUGAAGUUCUUCUUGGAGCGACCCACUACUCUCUACCUGUGGAUAUCUGGUCUGUUGGGUGCAUCUUCGCUGAACUCGUCCGGAAAAUGCCGCUCUUCACUGGAGACUCCGAACUUCAGCAGCUUCUUCACAUCUUCAGGUUGCUUGGCACCCCGAAUGAGACAAUCUGGCCUGGUGUUAGCCAGCACCGUGAUUGGCACGAGUUUCCUCAAUGGAGACCACAAGAUCUGUCCCUUGCUGUUCCCGGACUCAGCGCGGUUGGCUUAGACCUUCUCGCCAAAAUGUUGGUAUUCGAGCCCUCAAAGAGAAUCUCUGCCAAAGCCGCCUUGAGCCAUACUUAUUUCGCUGAUGUUGAUAAGACAGCAACCUAAACACAACAGAACAAUUCAAGAGAACCAGGUAACCUCUACCUGUCCAAGACGAAGGACAUCUAACUCUUCAGUCAAACUUGGCCAAUCAUGCUGAUUGGGAAUUGAACCACAGGAACGAGGUGGGCACCGUGGUUCGCUGUAGCAUACAAAGUAGUCUGGAAGACUUGACAUCGUUAGCUGGCAAUGCAGUAUUUUGGAAAUACAAUUUUUCAUUAAAAAUCUCCUAAAGAUUCAAUAUUUGCGAUA
Molecule: messenger RNA, 1530 nt
Organism: Physcomitrium patens
Lineage: Eukaryota; Viridiplantae; Streptophyta; Bryopsida; Funariales; Funariaceae
Product: cyclin-dependent kinase B1-1
Biological process (GO): regulation of G2/M transition of mitotic cell cycle; protein phosphorylation; G1/S transition of mitotic cell cycle
Cellular component (GO): cytoplasm; nucleus; cyclin-dependent protein kinase holoenzyme complex
Molecular function (GO): ATP binding; cyclin-dependent protein serine/threonine kinase activity; cyclin binding
Source: RefSeq, a predicted model, not a curated record